Lycium ferocissimum is the source of this 1200-nucleotide messenger RNA. RefSeq lists its product as uncharacterized. Lineage: Eukaryota; Viridiplantae; Streptophyta; Magnoliopsida; Solanales; Solanaceae. Gene Ontology annotation, cellular component: endoplasmic reticulum; SNARE complex. The transcript is spliced from 7 exons. The record is from RefSeq and is a predicted model, not a curated record. The coding region runs from base 110 to 988 and encodes 292 amino acids. Gene Ontology annotation, biological process: retrograde vesicle-mediated transport, Golgi to endoplasmic reticulum. Gene Ontology annotation, molecular function: SNAP receptor activity.
AAAUGGAGAAACUUUUAAUCUGCCCGGUUCUUCUCUUCUUCUCGACAAUCUUUUUCCCCAAAACUUUCUUUAUAAAAACAGCUAAAACUCACCAUUGAAGGAACCCCAAAUGGACCAAGUGGUAGAGGAAGUGGAAAACGUGAAGAAAGAGUUCCAAGAAACAUACAAACAGAUUCAAGAAACCAUCAAAUCCAUUAACGAAUAUGGCAAAUCAAGAUUAGUUUCUGAAGAGAAAAGUUCACUUCCAAGAUUGAAUGGUGUUGCUCAAGAUGGGAUGAAUUUGCUUCAAUCACUUCAAUUCCAGAUUGAUCUCUUAGCCCCACAACUCCCUUCAGAUGAUCAAGUUGAAAAGGCUCAAUCUUUGGCCCAAUCUUGGAAAACCCAAAUUCAAAGCUUGAGAUUGAGUUUAAGAAAUGCUAAUUUACAAGCAAAGGCAAACAUGAGGAAAGCUGCUCAAGAAGAGAGGGAGCUUCUCUUGGGAGGUGGAGAAGAAUCUACAGUUCGCAGACGAAAUCUACAGACAAAAGCUGGAAUGACAUCUGCAGCUGAAAGCAUUACGGAGAGCCUGCGCCGCACUCGCCAACUUAUGGUUCAGGAAGUUGAAAGAAGUGCAAGCACUCUAAUGACAGUUGAUGAAUCAACAGGGGUAUUAAAGAAAGCCGAGAGUGAAUACAAGGGCCACCGCUCCUUGCUAACGCGAACCCGAAACCUUCUGUCCACAAUGCAACGGCAGGACAUUCUUGACAGGGUGAUACUGGUGGUUGGAUUUAUUAUUUUCUCCUUGGCCGUUCUUUACGUGGUUUCAAAGCGUAUUGGGCUGCUCAAGUUGCAGCGUAAGCUCAUUGAGGUUGUGAAGUCCGGUACAGCUGGACAGGUGGAGAUAUUACCUGGAGCUGCUAGACAAGGUGCAAAUGUUGCUCAGGUUCAGAUGAAUCCUGUACCCGAGUUAAAUGUACCCUUAGAACAAGCAAUGCAUGAUGAACUUUGAAUUCCCUUUAGCUUUGUACAUUUUCUUUGUUGCAUGCGAUUUCAUAUAUGAAGCUCCAUAUCUUGGUUACAGCCUUACAUCUUAUAUUCUUUGCAUUUACUCUGUACUCCAUCGAUUUUAUAUUUUCGAUCUUGGUAUUUUAGACACAGAUAAACAGUAUAUGUCUAGUAACUUUCAGAGAAUGCAUAUACAAUAUUGUUUGUGUUCUUGCA